AUUUUUUUCGUCUCUACUUUUUUGGAGUCGUGAUCAUCGGUCUUAGUCUUGUCUUUUCUACGCCGCUCGAUCCUUAUCCCUUUGGUCAGGCCUUCCAGCAGCUCUAAUACUCGCUUCCUCCGCUAUCAGAAGUUUUCAACACUCGACAAUCAACUUCACGAUUUCCUCCAGUUCUCUCACACACACACAUCAGACAAAAUGGUCUCCACAAAGAGCCUUCUGCUUGCUGCCUUCGCAACAAUAGCAUACGCUGCUCCCACAAAGGGACCCUGCAAAUCCCUAACCCCAACUCUCCCCAGCACUGGCGGCGACAACCUCCAAGGUCCCUCUCCCACAGCCCGCCUCAAGAAAAUCGCCCUCGGCCACGGCAUCCAAAACUACACCUGCAGCGCCUCCGAUGCCACCCCCUCCGCAACCGGCGCUCUCGCCGUCCUCUACGACGCCACCACCGUCUACCCAGGUCUCUCCAAGACCGCCUUGUCACCAGACGCCUUCAACUCCCUCCCCCACCUCCUCCUCUGGGACCGCCCUGUCCCUCUCAACCGCCCCUCCAACUCGUCCUACUCCGCCGACACCACGUCCCCCUUCCCUGCGCACAAUGACCUCAAGGGACUAGCCGACUACCCAUCCUUCAAGUACGCGGGCCACCAUUUCUUUGAUUCGACUGGCACGCCCAUGUUCGAUCUGGAUGCGUCGGGACUGAAAGCGAGCGUGGUCAAGGGCGGCAAUGUCAAUGCGCCCAAGGAUGCAGAUAAGGGCGUGUUGGAUACAGGCGCAGUGGCGUGGUUGAGGUUGACGGAUAGCAAGAAGGGGGAGAGCAAGGGGGUGAAUUUGGUUUAUAGGGUUUUGACGGCGGGAGGUAAUGCCGAGGGGUGUGCUGUUGCGGGGACGGGGGUGCAGAGUGUCCCGUAUACGGCUUUUUAUUGGUUUUAUGAGGAGUAGAUUGUCGCUUGAUUGAAGAAUUGGAAGGCGGGUGGGUAUGGUUUAUGAUGGAAUUGUUGAUGAGCUCUUCACCUUUGUCGGUGGGGGAAGACUUGAGCAAGUCAAGUCGGGCUUUCAAUCUUGUUUAUUGAUGAUCAAAAGGA
Messenger RNA from Neurospora hispaniola, 1085 nucleotides. RefSeq lists its product as uncharacterized. The coding region runs from base 199 to 942 and encodes 247 amino acids. Lineage: Eukaryota; Fungi; Ascomycota; Sordariomycetes; Sordariales; Sordariaceae. The record is from RefSeq and is a predicted model, not a curated record. The transcript has 2 exons.